AUGAGCAUACCAACUCACGAGAAGGCCGUGAUAAUAGGGAUCUCCGGGCCCUCGAGCAGCGGCAAGACAACCCUUGCGCGGCUACUGCAGCGCAUAUUCUGCGGGGUGAAUCUUAAACCCAAGGACUCACCUCUAAACACGUUCAUAAUCCACGAAGACGAUUUCUAUUUCCCAGACGAUCAAAUCCCCUACACAACAACCGCCUCCGGAACAAAAAUUCAAGACUGGGACACAGCCGCCGCAAUUGACAUCCCCUUCCUCUCGCAAGCACUGCACUACGUACGCGAAAAUGGGAGGCUCCCGCCGCGCCUACAGAGCAAGGAAGACCAGAACGACGAGACAUCUUCCGGCGUGCCAGACGAAAUAGUGCAGGAGUUGAGGGAUGUCGUUGGUUCUCGGUUGCGGGAUGGAACAGCAGGGAAGAGCACCGAGAGCCCGACCAUUGCAUUCUUAGAGGGUUUUUUGCUCUUUGCGCCUCCCCAGUCUAAAUCCGAGCAAGAACAGCACGUCCUCCGUUCCGUUCAUGACGCGAUAAAUCUUCAUCUCUUCCUGCCUGCGGCGUACGAGCUUGUUAAGGCUAGACGCGAGGGAAGGAGUGGGUACGUGACUGUCGGGCCAGCGCCGGAACCGCCAGUGCAGACUACAGAGGAUGGGGGAGAUGGAAAAACGAGGACGGAGAUUGAUCUCGAGGCUGAGGAUGAUCGUCCGCCGCAGAAUUUCUGGGUCGAUCCGCCUGGGUAUGUGGACGAUGUUGUCUGGCCGCGGUAUGUGGCGGACCAUGCUUGGUUGUUGAUUUCUGAUGAUGAAGACGAGGAUAAGAAGGGCGGGAGCCAGGCUCUGGCGGAGGCUGAUCUUGUUCGGAGGGUUGGGGAUGGGACUAGGGCUAGGACUGAUGUUGGGGUUGAGGUUGCACCGGGCUGUGGGAGUGCAGGGAUGGAUGUUGUUUUGAGAUGGGCUGUUGAGUUGAUUCUAGGAUAUUAUUUGGAUCGGACGUAG
This is a messenger RNA of Penicillium vulpinum, 996 nucleotides long. RefSeq names its product ribosylnicotinamide kinase. Gene Ontology annotation, molecular function: kinase activity; ATP binding. The coding region runs from base 1 to 996 and encodes 331 amino acids. The transcript has 2 exons. Gene Ontology annotation, cellular component: cytoplasm. NCBI's taxonomy places the organism in Eukaryota, Fungi, Ascomycota, Eurotiomycetes, Eurotiales, Aspergillaceae. The record is from RefSeq and is a predicted model, not a curated record.